Messenger RNA from Oryza sativa Japonica Group (Japanese rice), 555 nucleotides. Its product is annotated as small ubiquitin-related modifier 1. The record is from RefSeq and is a predicted model, not a curated record. Gene Ontology annotation, cellular component: nucleus. Lineage: Eukaryota; Viridiplantae; Streptophyta; Magnoliopsida; Poales; Poaceae. Gene Ontology annotation, biological process: protein sumoylation. Gene Ontology annotation, molecular function: ubiquitin-like protein ligase binding; protein tag activity.
ACAUCCACACACACACCCACGAUUCCCCACAAACUCACCGGCCAUGUCGACGACCUCGCCGAGGGCGGAGGAGGACGCGAAGGAGACGGUGAAGCCGAUCUUCAUCACGCUCAAGGUGAUGGACCAGGAAGACCGGAGGAUCCGCCACACCAUCAGGAUGGCCGACAAGCUGCAGGUGGUCAUGGACAUGUACUACGCCAAGGCGCCCGAUGUCACCUACGGCACGGGGACCUUCCUCUUCGACGGCAUACGGCUGAAGGGCGACAUGACGCCGAUGGGGCUCGAGAUGGUGGACGGGGACACUGUCGAUUUCUUCCCGGUUAUGAUCGGCGGCGGAGGAUUUUUCCAAUGCAAUCUUCUUCCCAGUUCUCACUAGUAGUCUACGACUGUCGCCGCCGAGCGUCGUAGACUCGUAGUUAGAAUUGUUCAUCCUCUGCGAUUUGCCGAUCGUCGUAGUUUGCAAUUUGCAGUGUUUUAUUUCCUCAUGGCAGCAGCAAUCGAUGUUAACAUUGAAUCAGUUGUUCUGGGAUGAUUAAUUAUGGCAACAGUAGUUGA